UCACGAUAAUUUGUUCGUCAGUUUUGAAAAGUAUUACCAAAAAUUAUACAGAUUUUUUUUUUGAUUGGCAACGUUUAUGAAUACUUUGGAAAUUCUACUUUUUCCUUCGCUCUUUCUUCUUUCGCUUUUGUCCACUCUGUAAACGUGAGCCAUGGCUUGUACGCUGUACACAUAUCCCAACAACUUUCGUGCUCAAAAGGCAUUGAUCGCUGCACAGUACAGUGGUACUGCUGUCAAUGUACCCGAAGAUUUUAGUUUGGGUGAAACAAAUAAGACAGCUGGAUUUCUCAAAAAAUUCCCCAAUGGAAAGGUUCCUGCUUUGGAGACUCCAGAUAAAAAAUAUCUAUCUGAAAGCAAUGCUAUUGCCUUUUAUGUCGGUAAUGACGAACUCAAUGGCAAAACACAAUUUGAAAAGGCCCAGAUUUUGAUGUGGAUGAACUUUGCUGACAGUGAGAUUUUGCCUCCAUCUUGCACAUGGGUUUUUCCCUGUUUAGGACUAGUACAAUUUAAUAAGCAAAGCACAGAUAAAGCCAAGGAAGAUGUGAAACGAAUUCUCCAAAUUCUGAAUGACCAUCUUUUACACAGCACAUAUUUAGUUGGUGAGCGCAUUACACAGGCUGAUAUUAGCGUUGUUUGUAAUCUGUUGUCUCUGUACCAGCUAGUUUUGGAACCCUCAUUCAGACAACCUUACAGAUGUGUUAACAGGUGGUUUAAAACUUGUAUUAAUCAACCACAGUUUAAAGCUGUUUUGGGUGAUGUUGUUCUCUGUGAGAAAAUGGCUCAAUUUGAUGCCAAGAAAUUUGCUGACGUUCAGAAAGAGCUUGGUCAGGGAAAACCAGCUAAAGGCAAGGAAGUUGCUGCAGCUACUCCAAAAGACAACAAAAAGAAAAAGCAGGAGCCUAAACCUAAAAAGGAAGAGGUUGCCGCUGAAGAACCUGAUGAGACUGAAUUAGCCUUGGCUCAGGAACCAAAAUCUAAAGAUCCAUUUGAAAAAUUUCCUAAAGGCACAUUCAAUAUGGAUGAGUUCAAACGUACUUACAGUAAUGAAGACGAAAGUGUAUCAAUAAAAUACUUCUGGGACAAAUUUGAUGCUGAAAAUUAUUCUAUUUGGUACUGUGAAUAUCUCUUCCCACAAGAGUUGACUCUGACUUUCAUGAGUUGCAAUCUUAUUGGAGGUAUGUUCCAAAGGUUAGAUAAAAUGAGAAAAAAUGCUUUUGCCAGCGUGUGCCUUUUCGGAGAGGAUAAUAACAGCACAAUUUCUGGUAUUUGGGUAUGGCGAGGUCAUGAACUUGCAUUCACACUCUCUGAAGAUUGGCAGAUUGAUUAUGAAUCUUAUAGCUGGAAGAAACUUGACCCAUCUUCUCCCGAGACUAAGAAAAUAGUUAAUGAAUAUCUUUCAUGGUCUGGCGACUUUGGUGGAAAGAAGUUCAAUCAAGGAAAAAUCUUCAAAUAAAUUAUAGAACUGCUGUAGAAAUUCUAAAUUCCUAAAUAUUUAAGCAUUCUGUGAAUGAAGUCUGGUGUCAAUAAAACGUGCGAGAUUUGUA
This is a messenger RNA of Argiope bruennichi, 1544 nucleotides long. It is a transcript of the gene eEF1gamma, whose product is annotated as elongation factor 1-gamma-like. The record is from RefSeq and is a predicted model, not a curated record. Gene Ontology annotation, molecular function: translation elongation factor activity. Gene Ontology annotation, biological process: translational elongation. NCBI's taxonomy places the organism in Eukaryota, Metazoa, Arthropoda, Arachnida, Araneae, Araneidae. The transcript has 10 exons. The coding region runs from base 152 to 1453 and encodes 433 amino acids. Gene Ontology annotation, cellular component: nucleus; cytoplasm.